Molecule: messenger RNA, 3879 nt
Organism: Hyla sarda
Lineage: Eukaryota; Metazoa; Chordata; Amphibia; Anura; Hylidae
Gene: USP10
Product: ubiquitin specific peptidase 10
Exons: 14
Coding region: 127-2496 (789 amino acids)
Biological process (GO): protein deubiquitination; DNA damage response, signal transduction by p53 class mediator; regulation of autophagy
Cellular component (GO): cytosol; nucleus; early endosome
Molecular function (GO): cysteine-type deubiquitinase activity; cysteine-type endopeptidase activity
Source: RefSeq, a predicted model, not a curated record
GUUGCGGAUGGGGAGGGGGCGUGGUCGCAUCUGCGCACUGGUGUGGAGCUGGGUAGGCGCGCUGAGAGAAGAUGGCGGCGGCGGGGGAAGCGGCAUGAGCGGUCUCACUCAUUGAAAGUGUCCAGCAUGGCCUCCCCGGGCGCGCAGUACAUAUUUGGGGAGUUCAGUGAUGAUGAAUUCCGGCAGUUCUUCGUCAGUGCUCGCUGCACGGUAGAGUUGCCUCCUUUUAAUGAAACAGUUUCAUUUGGACUCCAAUCUUCAAGUGAUCUUCAGGAUGGUGACGAGUAUCAGAGAAUUGAGUUUGGGGUCAGUGAAGUGAUUGAUCCAGAUGCCUCUCAACUCAGUAACUCGGAUUACAGUAUUUCCAGCACCCUAAAUCCCCAGGCUCCGGAGUUCAUCCUCUCCUGCAGCCCAACUCAGAAAUCUCCCGACGACUUCAUCCAUUCAAACAACUGCAGUGACACUGAUGGUCAAUACCAUGAAAGUGUUCCAGACAGCAGUGGCAAUGCAGACAGUGAUGGUACUUCCGCGCAGAGAGAGCGGAAAAAGAAGAAAAAAAGGCCUCCGGGGUAUUACAGUUACUUAGAAGGUGUUGCCGAUGGCAGUGACCCUGCAGAGACCCUUGUGAAUGGGCAUGCCACCUCUGCAGGACUUCACGGUGUAAGCACAGAUGAGCCUGAGCUUGCGGAAGAUGUUCGGGCAUCUUCAGCCUCUCCUAGGACUUGUUACAGCCCAGAGCCCUCUGUGGACUUCAGGAAUGACACUGUCAUUAAUGACAGCACUUCUGUACCUAAUGCACUAGACAAUACCAGGACUGCUGGUCAGCCUGAGGAAUGCAGUGUUACAACUUCACAAGCACUUUGCAUGGCCUCAGAGUCUGGGCGGGAAAGCCCAAUAAGGACAGCUGAGGAGCAGCCGUCGGCUGUCUCUGAUACUACUGAAAAUCUUGGAGUAACCAAUGGACAGACACUUGAAGCCACAGAUGAUGCAACGGCCUCAAAUGGGCUGGAUUUACAUCCUGAGGCCGAGCAAGUAAAGCCAGAGGAUACAUCCUUGUCUCAGGCUGUGAACCACCAGGUUUCCUCACUGGCCCCUGGGAAUCCACCUGCUAAGUCUUGGGCUAGUCUCUUUCACAAUUCCAAGCCCUCACCGACCCCACUGGUGGCUUUUGUUGAAACUAAGCCUGCCCUUCCUUCUGCCGCCCCUUUGGCCCCCGAGAAACAGGUUGAAGUUAAGGAAGGUCCUGUUCCUGUGUCAGAGGACCCUGUAGCCAUAAAGAUUGCAGAGCUCCUGGAAGGUGUCAAGCUCAACCACAAACCUGUGUCAUUACAGCCACGAGGACUCAUCAACAAAGGAAACUGGUGCUAUAUCAAUGCUACCCUACAAGCUCUGGUGGCCUGUCCGCCUAUGUAUCAUCUAAUGAAGUGCAUUCCAAUGUACACUAAACUCGAGAGACCGUGUACAUCAACUCCAAUGAUUGACAACUUUGUUCACCUGAUGAAUGAAUUUACAAACAUGCCGGUUAUUCCCAAAGCGAAGCAAGCUGCUGCUGGGGACAAGGUUGUUCGUGACAUUCGCCCUGGACCAGCAUUUGAACCCACAUACAUCUACCGAUUGCUGACCCUUUCCAAAUCAAGUCUCUCAGAGAAGGGCCGUCAGGAGGACGCAGAGGAAUAUCUGGGCUUCGUGCUAAAUGGAUUACAUGAAGAAAUGCUAUCUCUGAAGAAGCUCCUGUACCCGCAGAAUGACAAAAUGUCUAAUGGACCUGAAACCCAGCCUGCAAAUGAUGAAGACACAAACCAACAUGGAGACCAAGUUGAAGGCAGCGAUGAAGAGUGGGAGCAGGUGGGACCCAGAAACAAGUCAUCAGUUACCCGGCAGGCAGACUUUGUGCAGACCCCUAUAACAGAUAUCUUCGGAGGCCACAUGAGGUCUGUAGUUUACCAGCAAAGUUCAAAGGAAUCAGCUACCCUGCAGCCAUUUUUCACCCUGCAGCUGGACAUUCAGUCUGAAAAGAUCCGCACUGUCCAAGACGCACUGGAAAGUCUUGUGGCCAGAGAGUCUGUCCAGGGAUACACCACCAAAACCAAACAAGAGGUGGAGGUCAGCCGCCGAGUGACACUGGAGGAGCUGCCACCUGUCCUUGUGCUGCACCUUAAACGCUUUGUGUUUGAAAAGACCGGUGGCUGCCAGAAACUGGUGAAGAAUAUUGAAUACCCUGUGGAUCUGGAAAUCAGCAAAGAUUUGCUUUCUCCUGGUGUCAGAAGUAAGAUUUUUAAAGGCCAAAGAACCUACAGGCUCUUUGCAGUUGUCUAUCACCAUGGUAACAGUGCUACAGGUGGACACUACACUACAGACGUCUUCCAGAUCGGUCUCAAUGGCUGGUUACGCAUCGAUGACCAGACUGUGAAAGUGAUCAAUCAGUAUCAGGUGGUGAAACAGACUGUAGAGCGGACAGCCUACCUCCUGUAUUACCGCCACGUAGACCUGCUGUGAACCACGCCCUGUGCUGUGCUGUGUGCUCGUGCGCAAGAUUUCUGCUUCAUAGGACACAAAUUACCAGUUUCCACUUCCUUUUAAUCUCCAACUUUUCUUCUUCUUCUUUUUUUUUUUUCUAAUCAAGUGACCCCCUUUACACUCCCCCCUCCCUGCGCCAUCAGUUACUUUUUUUUUCUUCCCAGUACAUUUUUAGAUUAGGCUAGGUGGAUAUGUUUAAAAACCAUUUCACUUUGCUUUAGGGACCUCAGAAACCCCAAACUGCCAGUGGGGGCGAUUGGGGUCAGGAGUAGCCAAGAUGGCUGCUCGCCUUUUUGGGAUGCAGAGAUUUUUAAGCAUACCAUAUGACUCUCAAAGGUGAAAAUCUUAGUGGAUGAGAAGAUAUUGUAAUCAGCUUAGAAAGAUGUUUAAUAUAUUACUGAUAUUUCAUCCUUUUGCAGCUAGGAGCGCCCCCAUCUGGAGGCAAAAGGAUCAAAAAAUAAAACCACCUCUGGGCAGUAUAACCUCACUCUGCUGCAGCAGUUUAAUCGUUGACUUACAAGCAACAUAACUGUGGCAUCAGACUUGAUGUGGACCCAGGGAGCCAAGGCUUAACCAGUCGAAGGGUUGGUUCUUAAUACACAGAAUAGAUUUUUAUUAUUUUUUUAGCGUCUCGGGUAGAAGUGGCUGUGUCGCCUCUAGGGCACCCACACGCUUCGCCAAAGACUCAACGCACCAGCAUCAUCAAUCUACAUGUGAGAACAGUACGGCCUGUAAGGUUUUAGCCCCUUCCUGCAAGCCUCCACCCAUCACUCCUGGCAAACAAAAAAAAUAAAAAUCCCUGCCACACUCUCCUUUGCUUUCUGGAUCACUGAAUCAACAGUAAGAAUGAAAGAAAAUAAAGUAAAAAAAAAUAAACAAAAGUAUAUCAGGCUGCAGUUUCUCUCUAGGAUAUCUUGCAUAAAUCUGUUUAAAAAUGAAAAAAAAAAUUUAAAAUUAAACUAGGAAAAAUAAAAAAUGCAAAACUUGCUGGGUGCCUCGUAGGAGUAACCUAAAGUAUUAGGGUGUUUUAACUCCUUUCCUGCUGCACUAGGGCAGAGAACUCUCCUCUUCAGCAGCUGAAGGCUUUAAAACUUAUUGCGGAGAAAGGGCAUGAAAUAAGUGAACCUUUUCACUGUCUGUAUAGAGGACAGCAAUUGUAAUAAUACACAAAUGAUGCUCAUCUGUGUACAUUGGAGGUCAGGACGCAGAGAACCAGAGCCGCUCGGGAUUCCAGGCAGUCUGCUUCAUUUAAUUUUUGCUGUCUUGCUCUCCUCUAACGUUCAGUUCCUAAUAGUACACAGUUUAGUGAUAUCUAGGAGUAUAAAGUCUUCGCCCAUCAAUAAAGUCACAAUGUUGGUUUAA